GGGGAAAUAACGAACCAGCUGAUCCAAAUACCAUCCGCAGAUGGACAUGUUGCCCUGGUUCUCGUCCAUGCAGCGACGGAAGUUCUGCACGUCGGUGGCGCAGGCGGGGUUCUCCCAGGAGCUGUUGGUGGCGUUGCCGGCCCAGAGGGCGUUGUCCAUGGCCUGGGGCGCGGCUGGGGGAGCAGCGGCCUCGGCGGCCUCGGCGGGGGCGCUGGAGCCGCCGCCGCUGAAGAACCCGCCGAUGGCGUGGCCGAUGGAGGAUCCGACUGCUACACCACUGUUUUUUGGUCGGUUAAUGAUGUUAUAAGGGGCUUGGAAGGGGACCACCGGGGCGAUGCAGGUGGUCU
Messenger RNA from Aspergillus fijiensis CBS 313.89, 347 nucleotides. RefSeq lists its product as uncharacterized. The record is from RefSeq and is a predicted model, not a curated record. Lineage: Eukaryota; Fungi; Ascomycota; Eurotiomycetes; Eurotiales; Aspergillaceae. The transcript has a single exon. Bases 41 to 307 code for a protein of 88 amino acids.